GCCGCUGUUACUUUCUUGAGCGCGUACGCAUUUUUGCUUUGACUGUCUCGUGUGAAUCACGUCCUUUAUGUACAGCAAUUGGCGUAGUACGAGCGUGCCACUCAUACUGGUUCAGUGAGUUGUUAGGAGUUUUUUUUUCUUCCAGAGGGAAUGUCAAGCUCAGAAGUCCUGGCUGGUGAAGCAGAGGGGAACGGCGGCAUAAUGGCUCAACAGAAGAACCUAGAGGGCUAUGUGGGUUUUGCUAAUCUACCCAACCAAGUUUACAGGAAAUCAGUGAAGAGAGGCUUUGAGUUCACUCUGAUGGUUGUGGGAGAAUCUGGCCUGGGGAAGUCCACACUGAUCAACUCGCUCUUUCUCACCGACCUAUACUCCCCAGAGUAUCCCGGUCCUUCCCACAGGAUUAAAAAGACUGUCCAGGUGGAGCAGUCCCAGGUUCUGAUAAAGGAAGGAGGGGUCCAUCUUCUGCUGACCAUCGUCGACACGCCUGGCUUUGGGGACGCCGUAGACAACAGUAACUGCUGGCAGCCGGUGACCGACUACAUCGACAAUAAGUUUGAAGACUUCCUCAACUCAGAGUCACGGGUCAACAGACGGCUGAUGCCGGACAGCAGAGUGCACUGCUGCCUGUACUUCAUCGCUCCGUCUGGUCAUGGGCUGAAGCCGCUAGACAUUGAAUUCAUGAAGCGGUUACAUGAAAAAGUAAACGUCAUUCCCCUCAUCGCCAAAGCUGACACAAUGACUCCGGAAGAGUGUCAACAGUUCAAAAAACAGAUCAUGAAAGAAAUCCAUGAGCAUAAAAUCAAAAUCUACGACUUCCCAGAGACAGACAAUGAAGAGGAGAUGAAGAUGAUAAGAAAAAUUAAGGACCGUUUACCCCUUGCUGUAGUCGGCAGCAACACGAUCAUCGAGGUCAACGGGAAGCGGGUCCGGGGCAGGCAGUACCCCUGGGGCGUGGCUGAAGUUGAAAAUGGAGACCACUGUGAUUUUACUAUUCUCCGUAACAUGCUGAUAAGGACUCAUAUGCAGGACCUGAAGGAUGUCACUAACAACGUCCACUAUGAGAACUACCGCAGCAGGAAGCUGGCUGCUGUCACCUAUAAUGGAGUUGACAACAAUAAGAACAAGGGCCAGCUAACGAAACCUGACACACCUGAUGGCAUGAGUCCUCUAGCUCAGAUGGAGGAGGAGCGGCGUGAGCAUGUGGCCAAGAUGAAGAAGAUGGAGCAGGAAAUGGAGCAAGUGUUUGACAUGAAGGUCAAAGAGAAGAUCCAGAAGCUCCAAGACUCUGAAGUGGAGCUCCAGAAGCGUCAUGAGCAGAUGAAGAAAAACCUGCAAGCUCAGUACAAAGAGCUGGAAGAGAAGCGGCGUCAGUUUGAGGAGGAGGUGAACACCUGGGAGACCCACCAGAGGAUCCUGGAGCAGCAGAAGCUAGAACUUAACAGGACCAUUGACAAGGGCAAGAAGAAGAAGAUCUUUUAAUCUUUCUCUGGACUGUUGGUUCUGAUCUGCCAAUCUGCCAUCUGCUGAUCAAACUACUCCCACCGUUUGACCACCUUGUGUGACUAUCAAGUGAAAGCCAGUGGGCAGCAUAGUCUGAGUUUAACCUUAAAUAACCCUCAUUAUCUCUUUUCUGGAUCUAUUUUGGGGCAUACAAAUGUACGCAAAGAAGCAUGACUACUAUUUUAUCUUCCUGAUUCAAACAGACGGAGUUCAGUUAUUCUUUGCUCUUUGUUCUUUUGCUUUGGGAAUAUUUCAUGCUGCACAAUCUUUUCAAGCCAAAA
Molecule: messenger RNA, 1781 nt
Organism: Poecilia latipinna (sailfin molly)
Lineage: Eukaryota; Metazoa; Chordata; Actinopteri; Cyprinodontiformes; Poeciliidae
Product: septin-7-like
Exons: 15
Coding region: 151-1479 (442 amino acids)
Cellular component (GO): septin complex
Molecular function (GO): GTP binding
Source: RefSeq, a predicted model, not a curated record